AUGUCCCGUCUUUACGAUAUUUACAACCUCCUAAUUCUAAUUACUAUUCUCUGUCUAUCACCCACAUGGGCCCAAUCAGUGGACCCCACAGACCUGACCGUGCCACGAUCGACCUGGCAAGCAAGUGGAGAGACCACAGAUCGUCAAUCACUACAAGCACCAACAGAAGAAACAACAACAGUUCGCCGACGAACAAUCAUCACAGCCUCAAACUCCACCUCAACAGGAAUGCCCAAGCCCUUCGACACACUGUCGUACAACUUCGCCAACGGAAGCACCUGCAUCGACUUCUUCGCGAAAUGGCGCACCAACACAACAAUCUCAAACUGCAACGCCAUUUCCCUACUCAUCGAGAACUCAAACGCCUUCUUCCACACCCUGAACUCAGCACCCGCCACCACCCGCAUCCUAGACACAUCCUGCUCGGCAGAUGUCUCCAAAUGCGCAUCAAUCAUGACCUCCCUCGCAGCCGAUCUCCUCAACCCCGCCCACUGCGGCGACGACUAUGAAAACGGGAACUCCGUCGUCAAAAACACGUAUAGCGAUCUCGUCGCUUACGAACCAAUGUACCGCGCCACUUGUCUCACGAACCCAUCGACGCAGAAAUACUGCUUCGUCGACGCGGUGUCGAAUUCGACGAACGCAGAUGACUACGGUGUCUACCUCAUACCGCUGGGGACCCCGCUCACUGUCGGUGCUGUGCCGACUUGUAAUACGUGUUUGAAGGCGACUAUGGGGCUCUUUUCGACCUGGGCGAGACGGGAUGGUCAGUCGCUUGAUUCGACUUAUCUUCCCUCCGCGAAGAUCGUUAAUGCGCACUGUGGUGGUGGCUUUGCGUCGACUAAUAUCACCGUUGGAUCGGCCGCUGUCAGGGCUGGGGCGGGCCUUGCUGUUCCCUUGCCCAAUCUUGGGAUUGCUACGGUGAUGGCCUUCGUUCUUGGUGUUAUGUUGACUGGCCUGUUUUGA
Penicillium samsonianum is the source of this 966-nucleotide messenger RNA. RefSeq lists its product as uncharacterized. The transcript has a single exon. The record is from RefSeq and is a predicted model, not a curated record. Lineage: Eukaryota; Fungi; Ascomycota; Eurotiomycetes; Eurotiales; Aspergillaceae. Bases 1 to 966 code for a protein of 321 amino acids.